AUGAUAAUGCGGUCUGCUUCCGUACUGAUAUGCAUACUUGGCAUCCAAUUGGCAUCCUCGUUUCCAUCGGAAUCUCUCAUUGGUGUAAUGCCGAUGGUCCGAGAUACACCUUCUGUGCAAGUACAAGAACAGAAGAUUGAGCACCUAGUUGGAGUCCGAAAUUUGGAUGGUCCAAGGAGACAAGCUUCCUCUGACGAAUUCGUAGGAAUCUUGUCUGCAUUCAAAACGAUGUCAGCAGGCGGACUACAGACGACACGUAAAGUUCGCAAAAUCUCCAAAACUCAAGGAUUUUGUGAGGGCAACAAGCAGUACUACAUCUCGUAUUGUAUGGGUAUGAUGAUGGAUCGUGAUGAAGCACAGCGAACGUUUCUGUUUCGUUUCUGUCCUUGGUAUGAGAACAGAUGCCUGCACAAUGAUGAUCGGUAG
Molecule: messenger RNA, 426 nt
Organism: Ostertagia ostertagi
Lineage: Eukaryota; Metazoa; Nematoda; Chromadorea; Rhabditida; Trichostrongylidae
Source: the annotation of a GenBank genome assembly